Messenger RNA from Entamoeba nuttalli P19, 1674 nucleotides. RefSeq names its product AAA family ATPase, putative. The coding region runs from base 1 to 1674 and encodes 557 amino acids. Gene Ontology annotation, cellular component: cytoplasm. The transcript has a single exon. The record is from RefSeq and is a predicted model, not a curated record. NCBI's taxonomy places the organism in Eukaryota, Evosea, Mastigamoebida, Endamoebidae. Gene Ontology annotation, molecular function: ATP binding; ATP hydrolysis activity.
AUGUACAUUUAUAAAUCACAUGGAAUUGAAUGUGGUUUACAAUCAUCUUGUAAAGUUAAAAUCAUUCCAAUUACUAAAGCAAUUCCUACUCUCUCUUUAUUAAAAUUAAAAACUUCACUUUCUUCUCAGUAUUAUCCAUUAAUUCUUCACCAACUUAAAUCAACUCCUUUACAUCCUGAAAUUAAACCAAUAAUAUCAAUUAAUGGUGAUCCUCUAGAGCUUGAUAUUGAUAUUCAAGAACUUUGUUUUAUAAAUGAAGAUACAUUAAUACAAUCAACAUUACAUUCUCCAUAUCCAAUCUUUUACUCACAUAUAGUUCAAUCAAUUCUAUGUGCUUUAAAAGUAACACCUCCAAAUUCACUUGCAUUACGUUCUUUCAAUAUUUGUGGUCCAAGUGGAACGGGAAAAAGUGUACUUGUUCAUCAAAUUGCAGAACAAACUCAUCGUAAUUUGAUCGUUGAAUUUAAUGUGAAUGGUGAUAUUAAAGAAUGUUUACAACAUGAUAUCCAAACUGUUUUAUCUCAUCCACAUGACUCAGUCUUCUUAAUUGAUAAUAUUGAUCUUCUACCUAAUGAUUGUUAUAUUAUUUUACGUCAACUUGAUUUUAGUGAUGUUUUAUUAUUAACAACAUCAGUAACAAAAGUAAAAUAUCGAUUUGAUAGAAUUUAUAAUACUUCAGUUCCAUCACCCUCAGAAAGAGUUCAAUUAAUUCAUCAAUUAAUUCCUGACUUAGAUUGCACAGAGUUAAAUGAAAUGAUGUCAGGAUAUACUCACAAAGACAUUGCUACUGUUAUAUCACAAUCAGAUAAGUCUCUUUCAACAUUAAUUCCUCUUAUUAAGAAACAUCCUCCAAGUGGAUUAAGUGAAAUAACUUUAAAUAUUCCACAAGUUUCUUGGGACCAAAUAGGUGGUAAUGAAGAAAUUAAACAACGCCUUAAAGAAGCUGUUCAAUGGCCAUUAAGAUUUAAAGAACAAUUAGAUAAAUUUCAUGUUAGACCUACUCGUGGAAUACUUUUACAUGGACCACCAGGAAAUUCUAAGACCAUGCAAGCCAAAGCAUUAGCAUCAGAAGCUAAAUGUAAUUUUCUUGCUGUUAAAGGACCAGAAAUGUUAUCUAAGUAUGUUGGAGAAACUGAAGGUAAAAUUAAAGAAAUUUUCAUGAAAGCUAGACAAAAUGCACCAUGUGUUAUUUUCUUUGAUGAAAUAGAUGGUAUGCUUGGUGUUGCUAGUGAACGUGGAAAAGUAGGAUAUGGAGAUAGAAUGUUGAGCCAGUUCUUAGUUGAAAUGGAUGGUUUAAAAGAGACAAGAGUCUUAGUAUUAGCAGCUACAAAUAGACCAGACCUUUUAGAUGAAGCGUUAUUAAGACCAGGAAGAUUUGACAGAAUUUUAUAUGUUGGAUUACCUGAUUUGGAUACAAGAAAACAAAUAGUAAAGAUAUAUGCUAAUUCUGUUAAUAUUGAACUUUGGGCAAAUAAUUUUAAAGGUUAUUCAGGAGCUGAGAUAGCUGGUAUUUGUAGAGAAGCUGCAUUAGAAAGUUUAAGAAAUAAUAAAGAAAAUAUUGAUGAAACAAGUUUAAUGGCAGCUUGGAUGAAAUAUGGAUUACCUCAAACUCAACAAGAAGUUAUUAAUCUUCAUUUAGAUUUUCAAAAAACACAUAAGAUGCAAGGAUUCUAA